UAUAAGUGUUCCCAACCGUCCUCUCCUCCAGUAUAUUUUCAGCUUGACAAUGGAGCGGAUACAACUGAUUCUCCUGUCUCUGGUAGCCGUCACCGUCAGUGUGAGGGCGCUGGAUACCGUCUCUGGGCCAAUCUGCAGUGAAUGUGCUGAAGAACAGUAUGCGAAUGCUGAGUCCGCGUACAAGGUGAAAUUCGUGAGAGGGACCGAGGACGAUAGUGGCGGUUCAACUGUCGACUCAAGCGGUACCGUGACGACUGCAGAUGAAAUUACGGCAUCCAUUACUGAAGAGGAUUCUGACAGUCCACCUCCUGUAACGGAAGAUCCCGGUACACCGAACACAGAUGAAGACACAGCAUCCACUACUGCAGAGGAACCUGACAAUACAGCUACUGUAACGAACACAGAUGAAAGUGUAACAUCCACUACUACAGGGGAACCUGACAGUACACCUACUGUAACGAACACAGAUGAAACUGUAACAUCCACUACUACAGGGGAACCUAUUACUAAUGAUCCCAGUUCAGAAACCUCAACUACUGACAGUGGUAUCAGAUCGACAGUGGCAUUUCUCACGCUAGCACUAACGUGCGGAAUAAGACUCUACUUCUGAAAAGCAAUGAAGCCACGUGCUUCACGACUGAAUUCUCCAGUGCGCUUAUGUAAAAUCUGUAACAAACCUCACGGGUAUUAACAAAAACUCUGGCAUUCAGAACGAAAUUUCACGCACCGCGCCAUAAACCUAGGACGUUGUUCAACAUUAGUAUACUAAAUAAAACACAUUCAGUAUUUUCUUGUGUGCAUUGAUAGUUGACACACACACACCAUUAUUCUAGUGGUAUCGGCCUGAGGGUAUGAGGCUAAUGAAUGUUUCUGCUGCAGUUUAUUAGAGUUGAGGCACUUGUGUCCUGUCUCUUACAGGCUGAUGAAAGCAUUUGGAUACUAAAUAAUAACUGACACUGCAUCUGGAAACCCUAUAUUAUAAAAUGAACUGUAUUAUAUAUAUGAAAAUGCAAGUAUUAAUCAAAUAAACAUUUUUGUUUGAAGAGCAAGGGUUCGUGAAAUUUGUCGUGUUCCAAUUUCUAUGUGCUGUGUCAUUCAAUUUAUGAGUACAGUAGAAUUCGGAUUUUCAUAUCCGCACAACACUCACAGGUUGAUGAUUCUCCUGUUUUGGAAUUUCCUUAAUCCGAUUUCAGCUGGAACGUCAGGAACGGCGCAAUGAGCUGUUAGGGCGGACGUGCUGAGAUAAAGAAUGGUACACAGAGUGUGCCAGUAACGUCAUUCAGCACAUCUUUUUAGACUCAGCAACAAACUAAUCUUGAACUACGAAAACUAAUCAAUAUCUUUAAACUCUACUUAACGACGUGUUUUUAGCAGGACUCAUAAGACACUUGUAUGUUUAAUGUGCCCAUUUGUAUGUCUAUAUCAGAAGCAUUUAUCAACAUAAAUGCAAUCAGGAACAGAGAAACAAAAUCAGUAUGCGCUCAUUUAAAAAAUCGUGGCACAGGUCAUAAUUAAUAUAUAAACGUUUUAUAACAAAGUACGAAUUUUAUCGGGCCUCAAAAAUAAUUUUUGUUCAGAAACAAAGAAUUUCCCUUUGUUUUAUAAUUGAUGCGAAUAAAUAAAUAUUUUCAAUUUGUUCUUCUUAAUUAUCCGAAGAAACUUCCUAAUUUAAAGUCUACAAUUUCUUGAAAUUAUUUAAUGACAACUAAUAAGCAGAGAUUCUAAGCAAGACAGUUAUUUUACAACAAAUAAAGAUGUUACUGACAUAUUUCAUAGUUUUUAUGACAAACUUUGUACAUGUCACAACUGUGAAUGAAUCACUUGUUAUAGCAGGAAUAUGAAAAUGGAAAUGAAUGUAAUUUAAGCUACGAAAUUGCACAAGUGAUAAAUAAACGUUACACCCUGUAUGUUA
Molecule: messenger RNA, 1912 nt
Organism: Zootermopsis nevadensis
Lineage: Eukaryota; Metazoa; Arthropoda; Insecta; Blattodea; Termopsidae
Source: RefSeq, a predicted model, not a curated record